This is a messenger RNA of Caenorhabditis bovis, 420 nucleotides long. Lineage: Eukaryota; Metazoa; Nematoda; Chromadorea; Rhabditida; Rhabditidae. The record is from the annotation of a GenBank genome assembly.
AUGAUACGCUGCCUCUGCGCGCCUCUACUCAACAUGAUUUUCGAGAUUCCUUUGGAUCAUUUCCCGGCUCAGCAACAAGCUACUAAAGGUCCCACUCGUCCUUUGCGAUUAACCAAUAACGCCAUACAAGAAGUUUCGCAAGCCGUGGCUGUUCCGCCAAGCCCUCAAGUUAAAAAAGGAGCAUUUAGUUUCACGACUACUGAAAAACGAUCAGUUCCAACACUGCGGGCUACAAUUCCGCCAUUGAAGCGCGCUUUCACAUCUCCAGCUCUUCCAGUUCAACAUUUGAACUUGACAAAUCUUCGAAAGGCAUCGACGCCAUCUUCAACGCAUUCAAUAACCGAAAUGCUUAAAUCAGAUUUUCUGAAAAUGCCCUCAAGAUUAUUAUGUCAAGCAGUAAGCCUCCACCAGCUAGCUUGA